Messenger RNA from Bactrocera tryoni, 1630 nucleotides. RefSeq names its product myb-like protein Q. Lineage: Eukaryota; Metazoa; Arthropoda; Insecta; Diptera; Tephritidae. Bases 22 to 621 code for a protein of 199 amino acids. The transcript has a single exon. The record is from RefSeq and is a predicted model, not a curated record.
GCUUAAGGGCGAGCUGACCAGAUGCUGCGCAACGUGAACGUGAAUGCCGCCACUGGUAGCAGCAGCAUCUUUGGUAGUGCCGCCGCGGCUGCAGCAGCGGCUGCUGGUCUCAAUACGCUGCACAAUCCGAAUAUUGGCGGCAAUAUUGGCAGCAGCAGCGGCGGCAGCGGCACCAGCAAUAGCAAUGGGAAUACACAUGAUAUACACCUGGAGCAACAUCAUCACCAUCAUCAUCAUGGCGCCACACACCAUCCGCAUCCGCAUGCGGCGCAUCAACUGAUGCAGCAACAACAACGUAAGGCCUAUCUUAAGUCCAUGCAACAACACUACCAACAACAGCAACAAUACAGCGCCAGCAGUACUUCCAGUGCGCACAAACUCAGCGCGCACCAACAACAACUUCUGCAAAGUCAGCUGACGCCGCCAGAGCUGCAGGAUGACGCAUCCAAUAUCACAACCGAUCUGAACGAAGAACAACAGCUACAACUACAACAGGCGGCACAGCAACAGCACCAACAAUUGUACAACAAUUACCAACAGUACGCGGCGGCCGCCUCCUAUCGCAACUGGAACCACGGCUUGGCGCUAAAUGGCGCGGCAGCGUUGCAGAAUCUGCUGUAGUGUUGCCAACAUGCCAACACUGAACAUGCGUGCGCACACAAAGCGCCGCUUUGUUGCCUGGCGCAUCGUCUACCCAACUGCCUUGCAAGCGGUUGCUCUUGCAAUUAGCGUACAGUUGGCGACAUGCGCGCGUACGCCAGUUAUUAGUGCGCGCGGUUAGCCGGCGCGGCUGCUUGUUGGCGCAUGGUUUUCCGCUGGCAGCGCGGUUGUGCUAUGGACGCCGUUGUUCUGUGCUAUUUUUGGCGCGCUUAUGUGCGCAUGCGGCGCGGGGCCAGCGCGGCUGCGCGCGCGCGGUGAGAAUGUUGCUCGCAAAUACACAUUUAUGGUUCAAUGCACAUAACUCUUGAAAGUAAGAUGUUGUAAAUAUGUAUGUAGUCUAGGUAUACACUUUAUUAUUUUUAACUUUUUCUAUGAUUUUGUUCCCACACAACUGUCCACUUACAGGCCUUAAUUAAACUACAGUAUCUCAUUUAGUUUCUCUUCUGGCUGUUAGUGCCAGUUUUGAGUUUGUAGAUAUGUACAUUUUGCUCAUGCUAACUUCUUUAUAAUUAACAUAUGCUGUACUUUCGUUUGUAUGUAUGUAAAAUGCAGCUGGAUUUCUUCGUUAUAUAAGCAGCAAUCAAAAGUGAUGUAGUUGUAAGCGAAAAUGUUUUCCAAUUUAAGAAAUACAAAUUUUAAACUAUGAUUGAUUCAUAAAAAGCCCCCCCUAAAACCGCCCAAUAUUUGAUAUAUUGCGCGUAGGAAAACAGCAACGUUUUUAAUUUCAAUUUACGCGCCUUUGCAUUCAAGCUUUGUGUUGCUAUAUGUUCGUAGCUUUAUGUGCGCCUUUUGAGAAAGUUCACAGCAAAACCCUGGCAGGUUUUCCCUUUGACACAACUUCCGUGCCAUGUAUGUAAACACUCUUUUGUCUGUGUAUGUGUAGAUAAUUGAAGGAAUCUGCAGAGCAAGAAAAAAAUAUGAAAAGUAAUAAUUAUAGUAUAACAGUAAUAUUUUUUAUACAAAAUAUUAA